Messenger RNA from Impatiens glandulifera, 674 nucleotides. RefSeq names its product cytochrome b-c1 complex subunit 6-1, mitochondrial-like. NCBI's taxonomy places the organism in Eukaryota, Viridiplantae, Streptophyta, Magnoliopsida, Ericales, Balsaminaceae. Gene Ontology annotation, biological process: mitochondrial electron transport, ubiquinol to cytochrome c. The coding region runs from base 228 to 437 and encodes 69 amino acids. The record is from RefSeq and is a predicted model, not a curated record. The transcript is spliced from 5 exons.
AGAGUUUGUUAUUCUGCGCAUCCGGCGCAUUUUACAUGAUUCAGCUUCCAGCGGCUGCGAUACAACCCAAAAUCGAUCUUUCUCGGUCUCCUCUUGCGGCUUCUUAACCCUAAUCGUGCUAUCUCUGUAUCGACUCUCGAUCUCAAUCUCAAUCGAAUUUGAUCGGGUUUCAGGCAGCUGCAGCGGCAACUUCCGCAUUUUGUCGAUCUUCUUAUCCACUAGUUCUCAUGGCAGACGAAGAUCCUGUUGACCCUAAGAAGUACAUUGAAGAGAGCUGCAAGCCUAAAUGUGUGAGACAGUUGCUUGGAUACCAGGCAUGUGUUAAAAGGAUUCAAGAUGACACCACAGGACAUAAGCAUUGCACUGGACAGUAUUUUGACUACUGGUCGUGUAUUGACAAAUGCGUUGCUCACAAGCUAUUUGCAAAGCUCAAGUGAUUUGGAGAAAUGGGGAUGAUGAUGAUGAUGAUGAUGACUUACUCUUAGUAAUGUCCAAGUUGUUGUCUUUCUUUUGUUGUUGAAUCAAACCAAACCCCAUAUUUAUAUGCUCAGUUUGUUUGCUUUGUUUUGUGAUCACUCUCUUAAGAGUAGCUCUGUACUGUUUUUGAGUUUUAUGCCAAACAUUGUGGCUUUUGGCUGAUUAAACAUCCAUUCAUAAUAAGAUCUUCUGAUUUA